Rattus rattus (black rat) is the source of this 2662-nucleotide messenger RNA. It is a transcript of the gene Fbxl13, whose product is annotated as F-box and leucine rich repeat protein 13. Gene Ontology annotation, cellular component: SCF ubiquitin ligase complex. Gene Ontology annotation, biological process: SCF-dependent proteasomal ubiquitin-dependent protein catabolic process. The coding region runs from base 28 to 2499 and encodes 823 amino acids. Gene Ontology annotation, molecular function: protein binding. NCBI's taxonomy places the organism in Eukaryota, Metazoa, Chordata, Mammalia, Rodentia, Muridae. The record is from RefSeq and is a predicted model, not a curated record. The transcript has 21 exons.
CGCAGUUUCUCAGUCCUGCUCCUGACUAUGGCUUCACUACGCAAUGCCCCCCCCAGGCUAAGGAACUACUUCAAGGACAACUACAUUCCUCAAAUCUGUGAGGCGCUGUUAUGUGGUUUACUUGUGACAUGCCCUGAGGACCCAUUGAAAUAUUUAGAGAGCAUGAUCCUAGCUAUCAUUGAAAAUGGUCUGGAAAACCUUCUUUGGGACAUGUGCAUUCACCCAUCACUGAGGCCAAAAGUCCGAAGACUGUCUGAAACUUACUUAGACGAGCUUUUUGGACUGGAUGACCAGCUGGUGACUCCAGAGUUGAUGAUAAAAGCAUGCACAUUUUACACUGGCCAUUUAGUAAAGAGCCACUUCGGUGUUUGGAAGGAAAUUGCAAUACCUCAUGCAAAUCAAGAGGCUAUCAUGGCUGAGAAAAUGGAAAAGGCAAUAGCCCACGACAAUUUCAGAUGCCAAAAACACAUUUUUAAUCGCUGGUUCUCCUACACAGUUAAGAGAAGAGAAAGGCUUAUAGCUACACUGCUCCGACUGCGCCAUUUGUUCUAUACGCAAAAACAAAGAAUUAUCCUAGCAAAAUGGAAGGAGAAAGCCAGGCACAAGAGCAAAAAAAGAGAAGAUGACUUGAUUACAAAACACGAACUUCAGUUGAAAAAAUGGAAGUUCAAGCUAUCCUUGGAGAAACCGAUUAACAUUGAGGGAAGCUUCUCCGAUUUCGGGGUUUCGGACAAGCGCAUAGUGUUUGACAUUUCAUUGCUACCCGACCAAGCAAUAGUCCAGAUUUUCACGUACCUCACCUUUAAAGACUUGGUCUCGUGCAGUCAAGUCAACCGCUCCUGGAUGUCGAUGAUUCAGAGAGGCUCCUUGUGGAAUUCUAUUGAUUUUUCCACAGUAAAAAACAUUGCAGAUAGAUGUGUGGUGACCACUUUACAAAAGUGGCGUCUAAACGUGCUGCGUUUAAACUUCCGAGGCUGCGUCUUACGAGCGAAAACCCUGAAAUCUGUCAGCCACUGCAAAAACUUGCAAGAGUUGAACGUCUCCGACUGCCCGUCUUUCACAGAUGAAUCCAUGAGACACAUUUCCGAGGGCUGUCCUGGGGUCCUGUAUCUCAAUCUAUCCAACACAACCAUCACCAACCGGACAAUGCGACUCCUGCCCAGGUACUUCCACAACCUCCAGAACCUCAAUCUGGCUUACUGCCGAAAGUUCACGGACAAAGGCUUACAAUACCUGAACCUGGGGAACGGAUGUCACAAGCUCAUCUAUCUGGACCUUUCCGGCUGCACCCAGAUCUCAGUCCAAGGCUUCCGGAACAUUGCGAACAGCUGCACGGGAAUCAUGCACCUGACCAUCAAUGACAUGCCAACGCUGACGGACAACUGUGUGAAAGCUUUGGUUGAGAAGUGUCCUCGUAUUUCAUCGGUGAUUUUUAUUGGCUCCCCACACAUCUCGGACUGUGCUUUCAAAGCUCUUUCCUCCUGCGACCUCAAAAAGAUCCGAUUCGAAGGAAACAAAAGGAUCACCGACGCGUGCUUUAAGUCGGUAGACAAGAACUACCCAGGCAUCAGUCACAUUUACAUGGUGGACUGCAAGGGGCUGACAGAUAGCAGCCUCAAAUCACUUUCGGGUUUGAAGCAAUUGACGGUGUUGAACCUGACAAAUUGCGUAGGGAUUGGCGAUGUCGGCCUGAGGCAAUUUUUCGACGGUCCCGCCAGUGUGAAACUAAGAGAGCUCAACUUGGCUAACUGCUCCCUGAUGGGUGACACCUCUGUCAUGAAACUGUCAGAGCGAUGCCCUAAUUUAAACUACUUGAAUUUACGAAAUUGUGACCAUCUGACUGACUUGGCAAUUGAAUAUAUUGCAAGCAUGUUAUCCUUGAUAUCAAUAGAUCUUUCUGGAACACUCAUCUCCAAUGAGGGCCUGGCCAUACUUUCCAGACACAGAAAACUGAGGGAAGUCUCUCUGUCUGAGUGCAUCAACAUCACUGACUUUGGAAUUCGGGCCUUCUGCAAAACCUCGCUGGCCUUGGAACACUUGGAUGUCUCCUACUGCACCCAGCUGACAGAUGACAUCAUAAAAACUAUAGCCAUUUUCUGCACUCGAAUUACAUCCCUUCACAUCGCUGGAUGCCCAAAGAUCACCGAUGGAGGAAUGGAGAUAUUAUCGGCAAGGUGCCAUUAUCUGCACAUUUUGGACAUCUCUGGCUGUGUCCAACUCACAGACCAGAUCCUCCAGGACCUUCAAAUAGGCUGCAAACAACUCCGGAUCCUCAAGAUGCAAUUCUGCAAGUCCAUCUCCUUGACUGCCGCUCAGAAAAUGUCCUCUGUGGUCCAGCAGCAGGAAUACAGCUCUGAGAGCCCUCCAAGUUGGUUUGGCUAUGACUCCGAAGGCAACCCUCUUGAAGAAACCCAUACCAAAGCUAAAACUUACUCAGAAAUGACCGUCAAAGAGUCACCCAGCAGUGAAGAAGAAACUCCAAACUCCAAACACCACUAGGAGAACAAAACAUCCAGAACCAACAAUUUCCCUUCAUUUGAUGUAAAUAUUGUUAGUUGCUGGUUCUCAAUAACAAUGCCAAAAAGCAGCACCCCUCUGCUUCUUAUUUCAACUGCAAAUGUCACCUUCAUGUAAAUUAAGAUUACAAAGAGAACCUGAUCAA